Molecule: messenger RNA, 1125 nt
Organism: Bombina bombina (fire-bellied toad)
Lineage: Eukaryota; Metazoa; Chordata; Amphibia; Anura; Bombinatoridae
Product: acyl-CoA:lysophosphatidylglycerol acyltransferase 1-like
Exons: 2
Coding region: 16-1125 (369 amino acids)
Cellular component (GO): endomembrane system
Molecular function (GO): acyltransferase activity
Source: RefSeq, a predicted model, not a curated record
CUCUGCACAAGAAAAAUGGCCAUCACUGUGGAUCGUAUCAGAAAUAUGGGAUUUCUUAUACUGAGAAUGGUCCUAAGAUUUUCCUUUAUGGUCAUAUACAACAUGGUUGCUAUUCCAACCUAUGUAUUAUAUUUGAUAGCUCUGCAACCUGUCAGACUAAUAAACAGAAAACUAUUCUGGUCUAUUGAAGGAUUAAUGUUUAAAUGGCUUUUAGCAAUGGUCGCCUCUUGGGGUUGGGCCGCUGGAUAUACAGUUGUUGAAUGGGGAGAUAAUGUGCACUCAAUUACAGAAGACAAAGCUGUAAUGCUGGUGAAUCAUCAAGCAACAGGGGACGUCUGCACACUUAUGUUUUGUCUCCAGGACAAAGGCUUGGUGGUUCGGCAAAUGAUGUGGCUGAUGGAUCAUAUAUUCAAAUACACAAAUUUUGGGGUGGUAUCUCUUGUACAUGGGUAUUUCUUUAUCCGACAAGAUAAAGCUUACCGUGACCAGCAGCUUGUUCUCCUUAAGCGACACCUAGAGAUGUACUAUAGGAGCCGGGAUCGUAAAUGGAUAAUUUUGUUUCCAGAGGGUGGCUUUUUCAGGAAAAGAAGGGAAACAAGACAAAUGUACGCCAAGAAAAAUAACUUGCCGUUUCUUAGGCAUGUCACUCUUCCAAGACUGGGUGCUAUGCAAGUUAUCUUAAAUACAUUACAGACGCAGCAGGAAAAUGGUAUACUUGCUGGUGGAGAAUCUUCUUUAUUGGACAGAAAACCUAAAGGCCUGCAGUGGGUUAUAGACACCACCAUUGGAUACCCGAAUGCUGACCCUAUGGACAUCCAAACCUGGAUUUUAGGCUACAGGGAACCAAUGAUCACACACGUGUACUACAGAAUCUAUCCAAUCAAAGAUAUACCGAUGGAGACAGAAGCAUUGACAGAUUGGUUAUAUCAACGGUUCGUUGAAAAGGAGGAGCUCUUGUCACAUUUUUAUGAAACAGGUGCUUUACCACCCCCACAGGGCCAAAAGAAAGCAGUAUCAAGAGAGAUGAAACUUAACCAGUGGCUUUUCCUGGUACAGUGUCUGGCGUUCUUGUCAGGCUACAUGUGGUACUGCGUUCUUCACUAUUUGUAUAAGUGCUUAUUUUGA